AUGGAGUCGGUUAACUUUGACAUUAACGAUGCCCUCAAGCAUUACAUGAGCGACCCUGCUGCCAUCAACACCCCAGAGGCUGACAGCGCCCUGGUCGACUGCGAGUCCGACCCCGAGUUGCUGUCCAACAUCGCCCUCAUCAACCCGAUCCUGAAUCCCAUCGUCGAUGCCGUCGCCGAGAAUCCCGAUGCCAUCACACGCAGCGCCUACUUCGACUCGCUGCAGUUCUUACUCAAGUGUGCACCCGCUUCCCUUGUCUCUUCCCCUGAAUCUGAAAGCUAUAGUCCAAGGUCUAGUGCACCACCGCAAAUACAAGAACCAAUUUCUAAGCUCUUCGUACAAUCCAGAUAUACCCAGUUGCUGCCCACGCAUGCCCUCAGCAAGAUCUUCGACCUGAUCAUGAGCGGCCUGUCCGCCGAGGCCGACGCCAUUAACAAUGACCUCGAGAACCCGGACGAGCAGGAGAUGAUCGCCCACCACAAGUCGCUGCUCGAGAUCUACGGCUUCCUGCUGCAGUGGACCAUCGCCUGCGUCGAGACCAAGGCCGCCGAGAAGUCCUCCACCGCCCCGGUAUCGCGCGCCAGGGGUAAGGGCGCAAAGGCGAAGGCCGCCGCGAGCAAGGACAAGGACGGCAGCUGGGACAGCGCCGCGCAACUGCAGUCCGCCCUGGACGUCAUGUCCAAAGUCAUGAAGCUGAAGCUCGGCAAGAUCUUCUUGACAACCAGCGAGCGUGACACCUUCAUCGGUCUCCUCACACGGCCUGUCUACAUGGUGCUCGAGAGUGAACAGAGGGUCAAGAACACGGCCAUGCGGAUGCACGCGUUCAAGGUGCUCUGCAUAGCGGUCAAGCAUCACGGACAUGGCUACGCUGCUCAAAUCUCUAUUGUUCAAAAUUUGACAUACUUCGAACAUUUGUCCGAGCCCAUGGCCGAGUUUCUUCACAUCCUAGCCGAGCAGUACGACUACCCGCAGCUGGCGGACGAGAUACUGCGGGAAAUCGGCAACAAGGAGUUCAACAGCAACGACACUAGAGGUCCCAAGUCUGUCUCGACCUUCAUCGUCAAGCUCUCCGAUCUCGUGCCGAGGUUGGUGAUCAAGCAGAUGACCAUGCUGGCCAAGCAGCUAGACAGUGAGUCACAUACGCUUCGUUCAUCCUUAAUCGAGGUCUGUGGCAACAUGAUCUCACACCUGAGCAAUCAGGAAGAGCGAAGCGACAACCACAAGUCGCAGCUCAACGCUUUCUUCGACGUACUUGAGGAGCGCUUCCUUGAUGUCAACCCAUACUGCAGAUGCCGAGCCAUGCAGGUCUACACAAGGCUGUGUGAACUCGACCAGAAGUUCCCCAAACGGCGGCAAAGGGUGGCCGAGCUCGCUGCCCGGAGUCUGGAAGACAAGAGUAGUCACGUCAGGAGGAAUGCGGUCAAGCUUCUUGGUACUCUGAUCAAGACCCACCCCUUCACUGUCCUACAUGGCGCCCAGCUCGCUCGAAAGGACUGGCAAGAACGCCUCGGCAAGGUUGAUGCCGAACUCGAUGCCUUGAAGCCUCCAGCUGGCGAGCCUGGGUUGGGCGACAAGGCCAACACGACUGCCGACGGAGACUUAGUGGAUGAGCCGACCCAGGUGGAAUCGCCCCAGAAACCCAAGGAGAUGACCGAGGAGGAGAAGGUGGCCGUCGUACGAAAGGCCCAGGAGGAUGCCGUAACAUCCGAGGCUAUUGAGAAACUGACGCUCACCAAACGCUACUACAGCGACGCGCUCAAGUUCAUCCAUGUCUUGCAUGAGUCGACCAGCACUGUCGUCCAACUUCUUGGCUCAAAGAACAAGUCCGAAGUCAUCGAGGCGAUGGACUACCUGGAGAUCGGCAACGCCUACAACAUCGAAGACAACAUGAUCGGCAUCCGUCGCAUGCUGCGCCUGAUCUGGACCAAGGGGAACAGUGACGAGGGCAAGGGCGUCCAGACGCACCUGAUUGACUGCUAUAAGCGACUGUUCUUCGAGGCCCCUGACCACUUGAGUCCGAAUGACGCCGCUGUCUACAUCGCGAGGAACAUGAUCAGCCUGACAUCCGGUACCACCCCCGCCGAGCUGACCAGCUUGGAACAGUUGAUAGCAACUAUGAUGAAGGGCGGCAUGAUUUCUGACCGCGUCAUAACCAAGCUGUGGGAAGUCUAUGGCUUCCAGAAGCGGGAGAUCUCACGCUCCCAGCGACGCGGUGCCAUCAUCGUGCUGGGCAUGCUGGCUACGGCAUCGCCCGAGAUCGUUGUCGGCGAGAUGGAGACCAUGCUACGGACCGGCCUCGGAUCCCACGGGAGAUCCGACCUGCAGUUGGCCAAGUAUACUUGCAUUGCGCUGCGGAGGUUGAACCCGACUGGUCGGCAAGCUAAGGACUCGCCGGUCAGUUUCAGUCGUCUACCGAACGAACAUGCCGUAUUGGCCAAGUUGGCGGCUAUCACCGAGGUUCCCAGUGACAGCAAGGAGUGGUUUGGUGUCGCGGAGCAGGCCAUAAACGCCAUCUAUGCUAUUGCGAAGCACCCCGACACCUUGUGUUCCGAAGUCAUCAGGCGCAGGACCAAGGCUGUCUUCGCUGCGCAGCAAAAGUCGCCUUCCACGUCUCGCCCUGGCUCUCGCGACCAGGAUGCGACGGCCACCGUUGCUGGUGCGCAGGGUAUGACCCAGAACUUCAACACCAUGGCUCUUGAUGCCCCCACGCAGACCAUCAACCAACCGCCACCAGAGCCGCCCGCAGAACCAAAGCAGAAGGCUGCCAUCGCCCUCUCACAGCUGCUCUUCAUCGUCGGCCACGUGGCCAUCAAGCAGAUUGUCCAUCUUGAACUGUGUGAGCUCGACUUCAAGCGCCGGAAGCAGGAGAAAGAGAAGAACUUUGUCGCAAAGCCGGUUGAGCCUCGAGCCUCCACUGGUCGUAAGGGCAAGGCACCUACACCAGCGCCCGAAGAAGAAGAGGGCGACGAGCUUGACCUCAUUGGUGGCACGACCGAGGAUGAUUUCACAGAGGCCAUGCUGCACAUUCGUGAGCGCGAGCUGCUAUUCGGUCCGCAGUCACUGCUGUCCAACUUCGGGCCUCUGGUCGCUGAGAUAUGUUCGCGGAGUGAUAUCUACAAGGACAAGGGUCUCCAAGCCGCAGCUACGCUGUGUCUUGCCAAGUUGAUGUGUGUCAGCAGCGAGUACUGCGAGGCACACCUGCCGCUCCUCAUCACCAUCAUGGAGCGGUCGCCCGAUGCCACAGUUCGUUCCAACGUCGUCAUCGCCCUCGGUGACAUGGCUGUCUGCUUCAACCAUCUCAUUGACGAGAACACCGACUUCUUGUACCGCCGGCUGGCUGACGAUGACCUUUCCGUCAAGCGAACGUGUCUCAUGACCUUGACCUUCCUCAUUCUUGCUGGUCAGGUCAAGGUCAAGGGUCAGUUGGGUGAGAUGGCGAAGUGUCUCGAGGACGAAGACAAGCGCAUUGCCGACAUGGCGAGGAUGUUCUUCACCGAGCUCAGCACCAAGGAUAAUGCAGUCUAUAAUCACUUUGUGGACAUGUUCAGCCUGCUCUCCGCUGGCCAGAUGGACGAAGAGCCUUUCAGGAGAAUCGUCAAGUUCUUGCUGGGCUUUGUUGAAAAGGACAAGCACGCCCGACAGCUCGCCGACAAGCUGGCAGCGCGUCUGGCCCGCUGUGACACGGAACGCCAGUGGAACGACGUUGCGUUCGCCCUGGGCUUGUUACAGCACAAGAACGAGGACAUCAGCAAGGUUGUGAGCGAGGGGUUCAAGGUAGUGCCGGCCGCUGCGUAG
Molecule: messenger RNA, 3795 nt
Organism: Anthostomella pinea
Lineage: Eukaryota; Fungi; Ascomycota; Sordariomycetes; Xylariales; Xylariaceae
Source: the annotation of a GenBank genome assembly